This is a messenger RNA of Hemiscyllium ocellatum (epaulette shark), 2915 nucleotides long. It is a transcript of the gene brat1, whose product is annotated as BRCA1-associated ATM activator 1. The transcript has 15 exons. Gene Ontology annotation, biological process: DNA damage response; cell population proliferation; positive regulation of protein phosphorylation. Gene Ontology annotation, cellular component: nucleus. Bases 155 to 2767 code for a protein of 870 amino acids. Lineage: Eukaryota; Metazoa; Chordata; Chondrichthyes; Orectolobiformes; Hemiscylliidae. The record is from RefSeq and is a predicted model, not a curated record.
UUGUUGUGAAAUAUUCCUCGUGCUCCCCCCCAGUGAGUGAAUGGUGGUCCAGUCUGGUUGUUGGAUGAAGGACAUGGCGACGGUUACGUUUGGUUGCUGCUCUGUGCUUUCGGAUUGAUUGUUCAACCAAGAGAAUUUAUCAUAUAAUUGGGAAAUGGAAAGUGAGUACGUGGAGUUGUUGCCCCGUGUUUUCUCACUAUUAGGAGAUGCCAGGCAAACGGUUGUUGAUGAUACCUGUUUGGAGAAGCUGCUAGAUUGUUUCCGGGCAAUAACAGAAAAUGAAACAGAAUUCUAUAUUCUACAGAGAAUCCCGUGUCUGACAAACGUAAUUGUAAAUGUAUCCAAGCAAAGGGACAUUAACCCUAGCAUCCUCUCCUUCAUUAUGAGGCUGACUGGACUAUUUGCUGCAUCCGAGAACUAUUUUGUUCAGUUAGAGGAUAAUGGAAUUAUGAGCAGCCUUUUUGUGAAUCCGACAAACCUUGGAACAGACGCGUGGGAGGAAGCAACUGUACGAAGUGGAUGGCUCUUGGGGAUCCAAAAUAUGUUGCGGCAUGAGGCUGUAAUUCGGUUUCUCUAUAAAUAUGGAUGUAUUGAUGAGAUUAUACAGCUUCAGAAGGAUCCCAGUAUAUUUGUGGCCUCAACAGCUAGCCAACUUUUAGCAAGCAUUUUGUCUUUCUGUUUACAAUGUUCCACACAUGCUACUCUGGGAAAUAGUAGCAAAACCCAGUUAACUAACAAAGUUACAGUUUUGCAUUCUGAUGAUUGGUCAGAUUGUAUCUGUGCAAUUACUGGUCACAUUGAAGAUUUCCUGAGGUCAGAUAUCACUUCCAAUGUCCAACAGGCUCUAAAACUACUAUCCAAGGUGUCGGGAACCAUGUAUCCGGUUGCCAUAAUAUUUUUGUGGCCUAAGAUAGAAGAAAGUAUAAAGUUACUUUUGAAAGGUGACCUGACUGGAAUUGGUCAACCCUUAGCAGAACUUUUCUUGAAUGUAUCCAGAUCAUUUCCAAGUGAAGUGCUGGAGCCUACGUUCUGGGAAUUGCUAUGUCUCUUAUUGAGAUCAAUGAAUCAGAUUGAAGCAUUGACAUUAGCUUCUGGAAUUCUAAAGCUCAAAACUUGUCCACAGUCAUUGAGGAUGCAGGCUGUGACAACACUAUUCCAACCAUUGAAUUACAUCAUUGCUGUGACUUCUGUGCAAGCCCCAGAAGAUGCAGUGCAAGUACACACAAGCACCCUGUUUCAUGGAAAGUACUUACAGUCAUCGUGUCGUGAAGAUGUACAGCAUGGAAACAGACCCUUCGGUCCAAUUCGUCCAUGCCAACAAGUCUUGCUGGAUGAGUCUUCAUUCUGUCGAGUCGAUAUUGAAAAUCGUCUAUCCAGAAAAUCAGCAUGUAUCAACUUGCUCUGUCAAAUACUUUCUUAUCUCUGGGAACUCUUACAAAUGCCCCCUCAGACCACAGAAUUGCCAUUCCAAGCUUUGAUGAGAUCAGUGAUCACAAUACUACAGUUGUGUAUUGGUAUUGCUAUUCCUGUCGCUUCAACUGUUGUCAAUAUUAGCAGACAUCUGAUUGGAUGCAUCAAAGUUCAGAGAAGAGGAAUGGAUGUACUGGGUGCAUUACCUCAGUGGGCAGCAGGGAUUGAGGAAGUAAACAGUGCAUUGGCCAUUCUCCAUGAUUACAUCAGCAACCCAGAUACUGACUGUACUGUUUUGAAGAAGUCCCUCCAGGCUUUAUUUUGCUGGAUGUCACAUUGCAUUGAAGGUGUGAACUCUCAUGUACUUGAGCCCAAAUUACAAGAGUUUUUACAUGGAGACUUCAUAUCAGUAAUGAAGAAGCGACUAUUUGAUGUUCAUUGGGAAAUUCGAGACUCCGUACUUGAGUUCCUUGGCCAAAUGUGCUUCCAGUUUAAAGGAGUUGAGAGUUUCUGUCAGUUAAUUGGUUCCUGUGGAAUUCCUCAUCUUGUAUUGGAGCUGCUUUCAGAUCCUGAAAGUUAUGUUCGAGCAAGUGCCAUUACUGCUCUGGGAAAAAUGAACUAUCUCUCUCCUAAUUGGCAAAUGUUACCAAAUGAGAACAGUGUCACAGCGGUGAAGGGCAAUAUUCUUUCCUAUUUGUUAGAUAUUUUGAACAAGGAUACUGAGGGCUUUGCCAGGAGGGCUGCGAUUAAAGUGCUUGCUGACUGGCUGAAAAAUAGCCACACGCUCAGUUCCUGUGAAUUGGAGAAUUUUGUUCCUGUAAUUUUGAAAAUAGGAAGCAAUGAUUUGGAUUGGGAAGUCAAAGUUCAUACCCUGGGCUUGGCAGAAGCUUUCAUCGAUCAUGUAGCUUCCAACUUAUCCAUAAGUCCAUAUGCAGUUUUGAUGUCAAAUAGCACUGGUUCUACACAAGUGAAGGUCUUUCUGCAGACCCUCUGUGAGGUUGGAAUGUUUACUACUUUAUUUCAUGCUUUGUGGGAUUGUGACAGACCAGUAGCUCAGAAAGCAUGUGAGAUCCUAAUUAAACUAAAAACAAUUGCUUCAGGUGCUGACAACGUAGAAGUUCUCAAGUCAAAUGGACAAAAACCAAACAGAGAAAGUUUUAGCGAUUGGCUUUCCUACAGUAACUUAAAUUUGCAAAACGUUAAUGAUAUCAUGGAGAUUUUGAUAGUUCUGGACUUGGAAAUUCAACACCAACACCUUGUUCGUAGCAGUGAUCACAUUGAGAGCAGUUUUCGAUCUCUAUUAGAGGACUUACUGGCAGCAGCUGAUUCUGAAGAUGGUGGUGCAGACUGUUAUUAACAUGGCGGUUGUCAUCUAGUAAUGCAUUAUCUUCAAAUCAAAAUGAAUGUUACCUGCAAAAUUGUGGUACUAAUUUUUAUUGUAAUGUAAGUCAAAUUUGGGAAAUGUGCUGGUUAUUUGAUUAACGAGCAGAAAGUUUUCAUGUGUA